This is a messenger RNA of Brettanomyces nanus, 801 nucleotides long. RefSeq names its product Mitotic exit network component (gene MOB1). Gene Ontology annotation, cellular component: cytoplasm; nucleus. Gene Ontology annotation, molecular function: protein kinase activator activity. The transcript has a single exon. Gene Ontology annotation, biological process: cell division; positive regulation of protein phosphorylation; signal transduction. Lineage: Eukaryota; Fungi; Ascomycota; Pichiomycetes; Pichiales; Pichiaceae. The record is from RefSeq and is a predicted model, not a curated record. Bases 1 to 801 code for a protein of 266 amino acids.
AUGUCUUCGUUUUUGCAGUCCCAUUUUAACAGCUCGGCCAUUCCGACUAUACGGUCAACGAGAACGUUUCGUCGGAAUCCAGAUUUGAGUCCUACAAAGUUUCAACAGGACCAGCAGCAGGACCAGCAGCAGCAACAACAACAAGCAUAUUAUCAGCAAGAACUACAUUCAGCAUCAUCAAUACCCGGACAAAGGCAAGUUUCUUCGCACAAAGAGAUCAGACAGUAUGCGGAGCAGACACUUGGAUCCGGAUCAGCACUAGCUCAAGCAGUCAAAUUGCCUAAAGGUGAAGACGUCAACGAAUGGCUUGCAGUUCAUGUAGUGAACUUUUACAAUCAGCUCAACAUGCUUUAUGGAACAGUAACUGAAUUUUGCUCCCCUUCCACGUGUCCUCGAAUGAUUGCUACACAAGAAUAUGAGUACCUUUGGCAGGAUCCUAUGAAUAGACGGAAGCCUCCGGUGUCUAUGUCUGCACCAGGGUAUGUUGAGGCCUUAAUGACAUGGAUUCAAGGAUUUCUCGAUGACGAUUCAGUCUUCCCUACCAAAAUGGGAGUGCCGUUCCCCAGACAGUUUCCCGCUCUAGUGAGGACCAUCAUGAAGAGACUCUUCAGAGUUUAUGCUCACAUGUACUGCCAUCAUUUUGAUGAGAUCAAUGAACUGGGGCUUCAGACCCAUCUUAAUACCUCUUUGAAGCAUUUCGUCUUGUUUUGCCGAGAAUUUCAAUUAUUAUCUCCUAAGGAUUACGGUCCAAUGGAUGAAUUGGUGUCAAGAAUGCUUGAUGAUGAUGGCAAGUCCAAAUGA